Pomacea canaliculata is the source of this 2632-nucleotide messenger RNA. RefSeq lists its product as uncharacterized. Lineage: Eukaryota; Metazoa; Mollusca; Gastropoda; Architaenioglossa; Ampullariidae. The record is from RefSeq and is a predicted model, not a curated record. The transcript is spliced from 17 exons. Bases 1 to 2493 code for a protein of 830 amino acids.
AUGGCCAAAUUUAACAUUUCCGUGCCCGGAUUAUCCUUCCAUGCUGAAUAUGAAGCGUCUUCGGGAAGGAAACUGGACCUCUUCAUUAAUAAAAUCACCAUCAGAUACUACUGCGAGCCUACACUUGGUAUCUUCUAUUCGUUGCACUGGCGACCUCAAUCAGCUCCUCGAAAUGGACACUUGUCAGAGUAUAAAUUCAAAAAUGAAGGUGACAAUCUGACUUUGGUGAAUAGUAUGUCAGCAAACUAUUCCUACGCACAGCGCUAUACCACCCUUUACUGGACGUCAAAUGUUGGAGACCCGGAUGAAAAAUUGGAUGUCAUCCGUAUGCACGCGGAGGUUCACAAUACUACGACUCCUGGUAUGCACCGUUACCACUACAAAAUGCACCUGGACGGUUCGAGGCGGUCGUUGUCAAGCCUCUACAAAAGACUCGACAAGGUGGAACGUUCACCAGCGACAACUAUCGAGACGCCGGAAGUCGUCGCUUCUCGUCGGUGGGCUCAGCUAACAAACACCUUUCUAGACUGGUUGUCGGAAGACACUCAGCAAGGAGGCCAGAACAAGACACAGGCGGCGAAGGCGACCCUGGCAGCACAGGGGGACAAGCUGCAAACCUCAGAAAAACUUUUCGCUGUACCCAUGAGAAUUUUUAGCCGACCUUCUUGGAGGAUUGAAAUGGACGCUCGAAUCAAGACACGUUUUCGAAUAAGCAAAGAACCGCAUGGGAAAUCUGGCAGGAAGGUUGAGGGCUUUGACAGCACGGUUAGCGUGAAUAUUACCAUGGCAGACCCUCGCAUCAAGAUUUGGGCACUGAAUGGCACGCUAGGCAAAGGUCAGGGAAUGGACUUCAACAUGAGCGCAGCAAUGAGCUCGGACCUUGUCAACUUCACGCUACUCUUCGACGCACAGCAACGUCGACAAUGGCCGUUCUUUUACCAUUUCCACAAAUGGCAACUUGCGGACAUUACGGCGCACAGGUAUGACCGCUCCUUCAGCCUGCUGUUUGACCUGGAGCGCAAUGACCACUUCAAUUACAACCUGACCCUUGUCUCCCCUCGCACGAAUGUCUCGCACGCCAUCAACUUCUCCACACACUCCCAGGAGCUGCGGACUGUGCAAGCCAACAUGUAUUUACAUUCCGAGCAGCCGCAAUGCGACAUCCGGUACAUAGAAGCCAGCAAAUUGACGCCCAGUGGGUUGGUGACGACUGUGGAUAUGAAUUCCACCUGGCUAAACCUGGAUUUUGACAUGAACAUCGACUUUCUGACAGCGGGCGCCAUUCGUGGUCGCAAACGCUUCAUUAUUGAUGGCAAGGUUCCGUUCCUUCUAGGACCUCGUCAACUUGACAUCGAGUUCUCUAGGGAAUCUCGAUCGCUUCCAUCCCUGCUUCUGGCUUACAAAAAUGUCGAAAACCACACCAGCAACGUGCUGCUGCAGCUACAGAGCAGAGACGCUGUUCUUGUGACUUUCAGCAACCGGAUGGCUGGUGCCAAAAAGAACACGACAUCAUAUCAGUGGCGAAUACACCUGGCAGAACCUACUGUCCUGCAAAACAGCAUCGAGUGGGAUCCUAAGAAGUCACAGGAAGUGUUAGGUGCAGCUUCUUACAUCCUCCAUGCUGGAGCUCACAGCCUUAAGGUCUUUGGUCAGACAAUGGCUCUCAACAUUCACAAAAAUAUCACCGACAUGAUAAUACCAUUCAUAAACCAGACAGUUUCCGAAGUGGUGGACCGCAUAACGAAAGCAAAGAUGAAGCAAGUCGCCGAACAAGGCCUUGACCCUCGUCAGCAUGUCCCGCUGCUGGUAAAGGUCAUGAAGGGAGGCUUGAAGAUCGUGCAAGAGCUGCAAAUGUCAUGGCAAAACUCUGAAACAGGUCAGCUGGCCGAGUCACUGGGUGUCCACUCAGUCGUAUCAUACGCUAUAUUGGCUACAAGUGGCUUGCCUUCUUUCAUACUGAAAGGACAACCUUUCUUUAUCCGCCAAUACAUUAACUUUCGCAUUCGUCCAACACUCAAGGAAAUUGCAUCAAGCGGCCGCUUUAACUUUUCCAUUGUUUUGCCGUUCGUUUGGGACUCUAUUGUGAGCAUGCCACGCACCAGAAUGUUGAUUCGACAAACCCUCUGGUGGAAACAGCUGUUGACAAUCGGGUCCAAAGCUGACCUGCCUUUCAUAGCCAUUGUGCCAGCCAACAGAGUGCAGAUGUUUGAUGUCUUCACGCAGGACAUUGCAGUUCCCGCCCAGUCGAACUGUACGUAUCUUCUUUCCACAAAUUUCGACACGGGCAACUACUCAAUACUGCUGUCUCAUGAAGGCAUAACCAUGGUAACCCAAACAACAGGUCUUACCCUUGCCACAGACGGCAGACUAACCAGUCUCGACAGAAACAAGGAAUUAAGCCAAGUUCCGGCAGCUCUGGGUGACAUGGAAGUAACCUUGGAAGCAGGUCAGGUCAUCGUCCGAGUUACCCCAUCAAGUGCGCGUGACUGUUGACUUCUCGAACCAAAUGUACGUCAUCGAGACAAGCUUUGACACUCACAACAGAAGCCUGGGACUGCUUGGCAUCCCCUCUCGUGACCAUGGAGACGACUUCAUGAUGCCCGCCGGCCGUUUGGCGCCCGACUCCGCUACU